AUGAAACCACCAAGUAUUGGUAUUUCAAUCGGUAACCUCUCGUUGCAUUUCGAAAAAAAGUGCAUCUUUGAGGAUUUAGAUUUCUCGCUCUCAGUCGGAGAUAAGGUAACACUUGUGGGUGAGAAUGGAAGUGGAAAGACAACGUUUUUACGGUUGUUGAGUGGCACUGCUGAUUAUUCCUAUUCGGGAUCUGUAAUAAUAGAGGGAAGAAUUGGUUAUUUGCCACAACAUUUUGAAGAAAUCAUGAGUGAGGAACCUGCAAUUAUUACCAUUCUUCGAUUUUUGAAUGAUUCUCGGAUCAAUCAAUUCCUUGCACAAACAAAUUGUGAAAUGCUCUCUCCGGAGUGGUAUAAGGAAUUGAAUUCUCUUGGAGGGUAUGAGAUAUUUAGACAAGCACAUUUGAUGGGUUUGUCCAACAAUUUAUUGGAGGAACCAUUCAGUCAGUUGAGUGGAGGAGAAAAGACAAAAACCAUGUUGUGCGCAUUGAGUAUUAUUGAAACUGAUAUUUUACUAUUGGAUGAGCCAACGAAUCAUUUGGAUCGAACGGGUAUUGAGUGGUUGCAAAGCUUUUUAAAAGAAUAUUGCGGAGCUGUGGUCAUGGUCACUCAUGACCGAAGUCUUAUUAAUGCCGUGUCGAAUCGAAUUUCCGAGAUUUCUCCCCACACCAAAAAGUUUGUACAUUUUAAGGGAGGGUAUGAUCAUUAUCUGAAACAGGAGGAAAAGAAACGCCAACGAUCGAUCCAAGAACGAGAGCAUCAAGAUCGGGAAUUGAAAAUACUCAAACAAAAGGCCACUCAACUCAAAUCCAAGAUGAAAGAAAAGAAAAUUAGAGAAAGUUGGGAUCGAGACAAAUUGAGCCACAACAAUCAAGAACAACGAGUGCAAAAAGGAACUUCCAAAGCUUUCAAUCGAUUCACAAGGAAACAAGAACACAUUACUGAGAAUAUGGUUGAAAUUGUUCCAGAAAGAAACAAAAUUUCAUUUGAAUUUAAUGAUGACUUUGUUUCAUCCCAUCUCUAUAUUGAAGUGUCUAACCUUGCCAAAUCUUUUGAGCAGAAAUUGUUGUUCCGUGACUUGUCCUUCACCUUAGUGAGUGGCGAUCGACUAAUUGUGCAAGGUCCAAAUGGUUCCGGUAAAACCACUCUAUUCAAAAUCAUUAUGGACAUGAUAACACCAGAUGAGGGUACAAUGCAAAUCAGCAACUCUACUAGGAUUGGUUAUCUGGAUCAAGAGCAAGAAGGUUUACCUUUGGAUAAAACUGCAGUAGAGUUGCUGAUGGAAGAUCCCUUGAUCAAUGCCCAAAAGCAACAAGCUAUAACCAAUUUGUGUAACUAUGGUGUGUACUCAUGGCAAGAUUUGAAUAGUCCAAUGAGCACAUUGAGUAUUGGAUGUCGAAGAAAGGUUCAACUGUGUCAAAUUGUGAUGAGAAAGUGCCCCAUUCUUCUCUUAGAUGAACCUACAAACCACAUUGAUUUCCCAAGUUUGGAAGUAAUCGAAGAAGCAUUAAUGAAUUUUCCUGGAAUUAUCAUUGCAGCCACUCAUGAUCGAUACUUUACUGAAAAGGUAGGAACAGAAAUUCUCAACCUUACAGAGUAUAAUGGGUCACCAAAAGAAGAUGAGGAUGUUGAAUAA
Messenger RNA from Naegleria lovaniensis, 1632 nucleotides. RefSeq lists its product as uncharacterized. The transcript has a single exon. Gene Ontology annotation, molecular function: ATP hydrolysis activity; ATP binding. NCBI's taxonomy places the organism in Eukaryota, Heterolobosea, Eutetramitea, Acrasida, Naegleriidae. The record is from RefSeq and is a predicted model, not a curated record. The coding region runs from base 1 to 1632 and encodes 543 amino acids.